Messenger RNA from Metarhizium robertsii ARSEF 23, 2697 nucleotides. RefSeq lists its product as uncharacterized. NCBI's taxonomy places the organism in Eukaryota, Fungi, Ascomycota, Sordariomycetes, Hypocreales, Clavicipitaceae. The coding region runs from base 1 to 2697 and encodes 898 amino acids. The record is from RefSeq and is a predicted model, not a curated record. The transcript has 3 exons. Gene Ontology annotation, biological process: regulation of DNA-templated transcription.
AUGGACCGAAUGGCCAUGGAAAACGAUAUCCGGGUAUUGGUACUUGUCCACUCUCAAGCAUCUCGAAGGCAGACAAGGGCGUUGUUGUCGGAUAAAGCUGUUGACUUGGACAAGUGGGUUGAUGGCCAGCCGACCGAAGAGGAAGCCAUCAUGAUGCAGAGUCGAGGAGAUGACAGCGCCAUUCCCGUGCCAGCAGUCUUCAUGUUCGUGCCUGGCAUGCCGGUCGUCGUCAAUAAGAACACUCUGCAGGGAUUGAAACUUGUCAACGGAGCUUCGUACACAGCCGUGGAUGUGAUUCUGGAUAAGUCGUACCCCGGCUACCGGAUCUCGGCCGACACCAUUCUCCACUUCGGACCGCCUGCGGGGAUAAUACGGCUCCCACUGGAGCGGCGCCCAGGCGCCAGGAUAAAAUCGGCGCCCGGGCGUCGCGAUACCGUUUUAGCGGGCCGCACGUUUUCUGAUUGGCCGAGUCUUGCCGGCGUCUUCCCCGAGAAAUGUCUCCCGCCGGAGGAUGAAUACGAAUCUCGUGAGGAGCUAUUGACGGCAAUAAACACCUGGGCUGCAACAAGAGGGUUCGCGUUCAUCGCCCGGAAAUCUACUACUAAAUCGAGUGGUAGGAGAAUCGUAACAUACGCAUGCGAUAAGUCCUGGAAGCCUAAGGCCUCGACAGACUGCACAUACAAGACAAAUAAAUACCAAAUGCCGCUCCUCGAUAUGAUUGGGGUCGAUGCCUGUCGCCGGUCAUUUUGCAUUGCAUUCGCAUUCCUUAGCGGUGAGCAGGAAGAGGAUUACGCUUGGGCUCUGGAACGCCUUCGGUCGCUUUAUGAAGUAUGCAAUGCCAAACUUCCCUCUGUGGUCCUCUCGGAUCGCUGUGUGGCGUGCUUGAACGCUAUUGAUGACGUUUUCCCCGCUGCGCAAUCCUUGCUAUGCCUCUGGCAUGCAAACAGAGCCGUGCUUGCACAUUGUCUUCCCAUCUUCACGUUACAAGAACAGUUAGCAGCAGGCAUAGCAGCAGAUGCAUCUCGAUUGGCAGGCCGUAAAUCAGCUAAAUGGGGUGAAUUCUACAACUUUUGGCAUUCUAUUAUGCAAUCGCCCACAGAGGCCGAGUUCAACAAGCGUGUGGCUGCAUUUGACGAGAAAUACCUUCCACUCCAUGCCGAAGAAGUAGCAUAUAUCAAAAAGACUUGGCUCCAGCCCUACAAAGAGAAACUUGUCAAAGCCUGGGUCGAUCAGCACAUGCACUUUGGAAAUGCAGUCACUUCGCGUGUGGAGGGAAUUCAUGCGCUGCUGAAGUCAUACCUCAAGACCAGCAAGUUCGAUCUCUUCGACGUCUGGAGAACCAUCAAGCAUGCAGUCGAAAACCAGCUUUCGGAGAUACGAUCAACCCAAGCCAGACAACAGACCCGAAAGCCAACAGAGCAUUUGGGCGGCAGUUUGUUCAGUGCUGUACAUGGCUGGGUCUCACACGAGGCAAUGAGAAAGGUUGAUGAACAAAGGCGGCUACUAGAGAAAACGGAUCCCCGUGUUUCCAUGGUUUGUAGCGGGACGUUCACCAAAUCCCAUGGUUUGCCUUGCGUCCAUAAAAUAAAGCAAACUCUGGAAAGAAAUCAAGCUCUUAGCAUAGAUGACUUCCACCAACAGUGGCACCUCAAGCGCAAUGAGGGGCGACAUCAGCUAAUACUCGAGCCCAUUCGAGUUGAGUCGAGGAUACAGAAGGCAUCAGCCAUGGCUAAAUCAAGCACGCAACGAGAACCAAGCAUGUUUGAACAUGUAGAAGGCCGCUCUGCACCUACGUGCUCAAGAUGUCACGCAGUUGGUCAUACGAGGUCAUCACGAAUAUGCCCACUGCGGCAACAGGAGAUAAUCCUGGAGUCCUCUAUACCACAACUAGCUGAACCAAGAGAUGUGUCGCUAGCAUUAGCUGGCUGGUCUGCUGGCGCUGAAAAUGGCUUAGCAUGCCAGCUAGAGGAAACAGUUUGCGAUACGUCGUGUACAGGGACUAAAGAAGUGGAUCAACGAUUAGAUCAUGAGGUGAACGAGGAAUUGAACGAGGACCUGGGUUACGUUGUGAGUCAGCGAAUGGAUCAGAAAACAGAUGAGGGGGUUCUCAUUCACGGAACAAAUGAGACGACCCAUGACAGAGUUGAGGAUAUGAUAGUAGUGCAGCUGACGCCACGAACUCUCGACUCCGACUUGCAAACAUCGCCGAAGUCUCAUGACACAAAUUCUUCGAAUCGGGAGGUCGAUGCAAUGACACAACGUGCUCCGUCAGAUGCUACAAUAGAAGAAGAGACGCUCUUGCCUCACUAUGCUCCUGAGUCGAUUUAUAGACGCUACGUUCUAGCAAGACAGGCCUGGUAUGACAGCCAACCCAGAGGCAGUUUGAAGACAAACCAAGCAUAUCGCAGAGCCAUGGGACUUCCACUGAGAUACCAGAAAGACUUGUAUAUAUGGUGUCGAGAUUACAAGCAAAUGGGCCAGCACUGUGUUUCAUCUGGACGUAAAAGACGGGAAUGGACUAAAGAAGAGAUGAUGGCUUAUAUCGAUUUGGAUACCGCAGAAGAUCGACGUGUCGAAGCGGAGGUCAAGUCGCGGAUUGAUCGCGAUCCCAAGGAAGCCAGCAGACGUGGUACAAGGCAGGUAUGGCAGCAAGCAGAAGAUGAUGCGCAGGCUCAGGCAAGACUUUUCUCCCCAUGA